Molecule: messenger RNA, 1599 nt
Organism: Pleurotus ostreatus (oyster mushroom)
Lineage: Eukaryota; Fungi; Basidiomycota; Agaricomycetes; Agaricales; Pleurotaceae
Exons: 5
Coding region: 1-1599 (532 amino acids)
Source: RefSeq, a predicted model, not a curated record
AUGUCUGCACCUAAAGCACCACAAAUGAACAUGGUCCCCACCAUCGACGCCGCCGCUCUCCCCGACACUCCAGCGCACGAAUGGGCGGAAGGCACAUCCUCUGCUCUGCAGUCCAAGUUGGACGACCAGUCGCCGCAGCCAAUCCACUCUCUGAAUACAGACGCGACGAUGAGCUCGUCUCCAAUCGGCGUCGGCGGCGCUAGAGUCAGCGCGCCGCCGCUCACCUCUAAGGCAUCUACAUCAUCGACUCCGGGAAACGAGUUCCCUGGGGCUUAUCCACGGGAUAACUCGACGACACCCGGGAUGGCUACCUCUGCUGCUUCAACGGCCAAAGAUACCGCGUAUCAGAUUUACGAAUCCGCAAAACAAUACAUUCCCGCCCAAGAGGAUAUACAGCAAACGCUAGAGAAUGCAAGCACGACAGCUAAGCAGUACUUGCCUGCGUCCGUCGGGGCUUAUCUACCCGACGGAAAACAAGCGAUCUCAUUACCUUCUCAAGAGGUGUAUGGCAAUAUGGGCACGUCGUCCGACGGCGUAGGCGCGCUGCCUGGUACUCUUUCUGAAGUAAGCGUUGCAAAACUCCCUGAAGAGCGUCGAUUGGAAGGAUUGGAGAAUGCCAAGAGCUUCGGAAGUUCCUAUGCCCGUGAGCAAGCGUGGUCACAAACAUCAUCGGGUGGUGUAGGUGAUCUGCCUGGUCCGAAGUCUGAAACAGGCGUGGCAAUCCUGCCUGAUGAGCGGAUCACAAGAGGAAUGUCUGGUGGUACAGGUGGAUCUAGCCCCAAAACCGAUUCGGACGUCAUUAGGUCGCCCGAGGAGAAGACUGUAAAUGGCGGUUUCAAAGGUCUUACUAGCAAACCCGUUGUAACAACUACAAAUCAGCACUCUACUACAUCCCCGGUAAACCACCUUAGUGCUGGUUCAAAUGCGCAAGCAGACUCUAAUGCGUCGAAUGUCGCGCUCCCACCGACUCCUGGUUCGGGUGGCUACUCUACCAACAACGCAGUAUUGCCCCCGGCGAUCCCCUCGACAGGCAACGAGUUCGGCGGUGCCUCAGCUGGCGGAGUGGUCAACUCUGGCGGCUUCGGCACGCCCGCGCAGAAUGCAGUGGCUACCACUGACGCUCACGACGCUGCCACCCUUGACGCUGCCAAAGCAGCCGGCGUUGAACCCAAGGACACAGACGCUCCCGCGGUCCCUCCGAAAACCUCCGGUGUCCCUAGGCGCGUCGCAGACGAUAAACCAAUCGCUCGCAAAGGUGAGCUCAUUGCAAGGCAACACAUUUUGGAGGAAACUGAGAAGAUGAACGAUGUUAUUCGCAAAGAUAUCUCAGAAGUGGCCACGACAGGUCACGGUUCCCAUCACGGACGAACAGCUAGCCAGACGGAGUCGCGUCGUAAAAGCCAUGACUUUGCGGCGUCGCACUUGGACACGAGGGCUGCUAGCGAUCACCCGAAGGAUCGGAGUGGAUCUAUGUCUUCCAGCAGCAGUAAACCCAGCUUCAUGGACAAGGUGAAAGGCGAAGUGAAGGUUAUAUCCGGUAAGUUGGGCAAGAAUGAGGAGAAGGUGGAAGAAGGAAGGCGCAUGAUGGGCAAGGAGUAA